Molecule: messenger RNA, 1281 nt
Organism: Sporisorium graminicola
Lineage: Eukaryota; Fungi; Basidiomycota; Ustilaginomycetes; Ustilaginales; Ustilaginaceae
Exons: 1
Coding region: 1-1281 (426 amino acids)
Molecular function (GO): FAD binding
Source: RefSeq, a predicted model, not a curated record
AUGCACGUCAUCGUUAGCGGCGCAGGGAUUGCCGGACCAAGCCUGGCCUGGUUCCUCUCACGAGCCGGAGCACAAGUGACCGUGGUGGAAAAGGCACCCUCCAUGCUCCUCCAAGGCCAGAACAUCGACGUGCACGGCACAGCGCUCAACGUAAUCAACAAGAUGGGCUUGCUCUCCGAACUGCGUAGCCGCAACACGACGGAAAAAGGGACGUGUUUCGUCGAUGCGAAAGGCAAGGUCAUCGCCUCUUUGCCUGUAGCAGGAUCCGCAGGCAGCCCAACGUCGGAGUUUGAGAUCUGUCGCGGUGAUCUCGCCGAGAUCCUGUACAACGCUGCCAAGACCCAACCCAACGUCGAGUUCAAGUUUGGGACUACCAUCAAGAAGGUGCUGGAGAACAGUGCGGACAAGGUUCGCGUCGAGCUGAGUUCUGGCGCGCAGGAGGAGUGCGACGUGCUGGUAGCCGCGGACGGACAGUGGUCGAGACUGCGCAAGGAAGUGUUUGGAGAAGCCGCUGUGACUGUGGUAGACAAGAAUUGCUUCUGCAUCUACGCCACCGUUCCUCGCGAGGAGGACGACGAUGACUUCUGGACCAUCUACCAAGCGCUCAACUCGCGCGCCGUCGGCACUCGACCGGAUAACCACGGAACCACACGAGUCAAUGUCACCGUCAUGCCACUCUCCCCGGAGAAGAAGAAGGAAUGGUACGCUGCAGCUCGGUCCCAUGACAAGCAGCUGCAGAUGGAUCUGCUGCGGAAGGAGCUGGGUGAUCUCGGGUGGAAGACGCCACGACUGCUGAGGCAGAUGGACACGGCGGAGGACUUCUACUUCCAGGCCAUCCAGCAAAUCCGCAUGAAGCAGUGGCACAGUAACAGAGUCAUUUGUCUCGGCGACACAGCAUUCGCCCCCACACCCUUCACGGGCAUGGGCACAUCGCUCGCCAUCAACGGCGCCUACCUCCUCGCAGGACACCUCUCGCAGCUCCAACCCGGCACACACCCCUCCACCGCCUUCGAAGCGUACGAGUCCCAGUUCCGCCCCUUUGUCACCGAGAUCCAGAACGUGCCCUGGUUCGUCCCCGGCAUCGCGCAUCCACAGUAUGCUUGGUCGAGGUGGAUCUUCCGCCGAUUCAUCGCAACCGUGGCGUACGUCGCCAAGAUCCCGUGGGUGGUGCGCAAGUUCGGCGUGAUCGGGAAAACGUUUGACAACGGAUUGGUCGACGACCUGGAUGCACCCUUCCCUACAUUUGCCGCUUUUGAAUCGGAUAAAGCUGUCGAGGCGUGA